Molecule: messenger RNA, 1491 nt
Organism: Tetrapisispora phaffii CBS 4417
Lineage: Eukaryota; Fungi; Ascomycota; Saccharomycetes; Saccharomycetales; Saccharomycetaceae
Gene: ARH1
Product: NADPH-adrenodoxin reductase
Exons: 1
Coding region: 1-1491 (496 amino acids)
Biological process (GO): ubiquinone biosynthetic process
Cellular component (GO): mitochondrion
Source: RefSeq, a predicted model, not a curated record
AUGUCUUCACAAUUCGUCAGAAAUUUGUCGAGUUUAGUAAAGAGGAAAAGAAUAUCCAUCGUAGGAGCUGGACCUUCGGGAUUUUAUGUUGCACAUCAUCUAUUUAAGAAAUCACAUAUACCCUUGCAUAUUACAGUAUGGGAUAAGUUACCUAGCCCGUUUGGGUUAAGUAGGUAUGGAGUAGCACCAGAUCAUCCUGAAGUCAAAAAUUGUGAAGAAACAUUUACACAAACAGCUGAUAAAUAUUUCAUAGCAACCCCAGAUAGUAAUCACAAGUUUGAAUUUAUUGGAGGAGUAUCAAUUGGAUCAGAUAUUAGUUUAAAGACUAUACUUGAAAACCAAGAUGCAGUUGUAUUAAGUUAUGGAUGUUCAGGUGAUAGAAAAUUGAAUAUCCCUGGUGAAUCCACUGUUAAGGGUGUAUUUAGCAGUAGACAGUUUAUUAAUUGGUACAAUGGUCAUCCAGGAGGUGAUAAAAGUGAAGAAUUAACUAAAUAUAACUGGGCCAAUGUUUCUAAUGUUGGUAUUAUUGGUAACGGUAAUGUUGCAUUGGAUAUUGCACGUUUAUUAUUAAGUAAUAAGGUUAAAGAAAUAUGGGAGAGCACAGAUAUAUCUCCAAUUGCUUUAUCAUGUUUGAGGAGGGCACCAAUUAAAAAUGUUAAGAUCAUUGCUAGAAGAGAUUUCUAUAAUUCUAAAUUUACCAACAAAGAGUUAAGAGAAUUAUUUGAACUUGAGAAGUAUGGCAUACAUGGAAAGAUUUCUGAUAAAUAUUUUAAAUCUGAAGAACUAGAAAAACUUUCUUCUGAUAGGGCCUUUAAGAGAAGAAUUGAAAUAUGUUCAGAAUACUUAAAAUCGUUUGACGAAAGGACAAAAAAGAACUAUAAAAAGGCUGAGCCUGUAGAAUUAGCGAAUGACAAUAUACGUAAAGAAUGGGAAUUAGACUAUCUAAAAUCUCCAGUAAAAAUAGAAGCCAAUGCCAGUGGGGUAAUAAAAAGUCUAGAAUUAGAUCAGAAUAAAUUCACUGAGGAUAACAAAUUGAUUAAAGAUGUUGAUCAACCCCAGAUUAAAUACGACAUAGAUUUGUUGAUAACCUCAUUAGGAUAUAUGGGCAGGCCCCUCAAAGACUUUGAUGAUUUAAAUAUUAAAUUUAGUAGAGAUCAUUUAGCUACAGAAAAUGGCAGAGCAAUUAAUUCCAAAACUAAUGAGAUAUAUCCUAAGUUGUAUGGUUCUGGGUGGAUACAGACUGGUAGUCAGGGAGUUAUAAUGUCUACCAUGAUGAAUGCAUUUAACGUUGCAGAUGAAGUUUUAAUUGAUUUAGAAAAAGAUACUAGCUUUAAGGGUAAGGAUAUUAACCUCGAUAAUAUUAAGCACACAACAUGGAGUGAUUGGAAAUAUCUAGACAAAUCAGAAAUUGAACUUGGCCAAUUACAAAAUAAGAAGAGAGUAAAAUAUUCAACUUUAGAGGAAGCAUAUUCUCUCUUAUCUAAAAAGUAG